Messenger RNA from Pelobates cultripes (western spadefoot toad), 414 nucleotides. The record is from the annotation of a GenBank genome assembly. Lineage: Eukaryota; Metazoa; Chordata; Amphibia; Anura; Pelobatidae.
AUGUCAGACCGCCAAGACCCUGCCAUCUCUGCCGAACUUAAAGAAUGGCUUUUCUCCACUAUAGCGGAGUCCAUUCCUAAGGCCUUGGCAGCCUACCAUGAAUGCACCACUGAGGUACACCCCUCUACUCAACAACCCUCUGACUCGGAGGAUUCUCAUGUCUCUGACCAAGACAACGCCCCGCGCAAGAGACCCAGGAAAGGGAAUAGCGCUACUGCGGGCAAAGGCAAAGCUCCUGCAAAGGUCAUUAAACAUUCUAACCCAUAUGUUACGCAGGAUGCCACAGACCCUCUGGAGGGUUCCACCUCACGUUUGUCUGGCCAUAUUUUAAGUGACUAUGAUCCAAAUUACUCUGAUGAGGAUCCCAUGGCGAAUGCGCCCCAGGAUUCCUCAACAUCAGAGUUUGUAAAAUAA